AUGGACAUCUGCAACAUCAAAGUCUUCUCAAGGUCUCAAGCCUUCAUGCGACAGCGCAAGCGAAGAAGAAGCUGCAAGCUGAAGUGCUUUUUCGAAAAAGCUGAAGUUCUUUUUCGAAGCACAAGCUGCACAAGCUGCUCAAGCUCAAGAAGAGUGUCAAGAAUACUUCUUGCUCUAACAAUCGCUUCUCUUGGCCCUUCCGCCUUUAUGCUGAAGCCCUUACACAGUUUGACCACCUCACUGAACUUGCGGCCUGUUACCUGGCCCGCCUUGGUCUAUGGAAACACCACCGUAUUUCACUAUGCAUCGAGUCCAACAGCCCAAGGACAUGUGGCGCUGACCAUUGAUGAUGGCCUAUGCCGGAGUGGAGCUGGGCGGUCGAUGGUCACAGAAGUCCGAGAGCUGCUGAAGGAGCAUGGAGCACAAGCGACCUUCUUCCUUUGCAGUGACUAUGUCGAGGAUCUAGAAGCAGAGGCCAAGCAGCUGCUCGAAGAUGGCCACGAGUUUGCAAACCACUGUCCCAAAGAUGGAGUGGACUACUACAACAUGCCGCCGGUCGAAUUUGAAACCGAGCUGUUGAAAACUUCCUCCAAGAUCCAGGAGCUUACUGGUGCCAAUCCAUACUGGUUUCGAGCACCGCAGGGCAAGUAUUCUGGGCAAAUGCAUGGCUACGUGUCGAAGCACGGCAUGCAACAUGCACUUGGAGACUGCUAUUGUGACGACUGGGCAAUUGAGGACUCUCAAUGGGUCGCUGGCACCAUGCUCCAGCAGGCCCGAGGUGGCUCUGUGAUGAUUGUCCACAUGCCGGAGAAAGGUUUCAGAGAACAUAUUUUCAAAGCUCUGGAGCUACUUUUGAUAGGUCUGAAGGAAAGGGGCCUCACGGUCGUGACUCUUUCGCGCUUGGCCUCGCUUGCAGCAAGACCGGCAGCCUCAGCGAUGCAAGAGGAGCAACACCGAGGCUACUCUGUGAUCACUCACCACGCCUUCGGACAUGUUGAUGGAAUUGUUUUCGGGACGAAGGAAGAGGCCCUUGCACAUUGGCGGGGCUUACCCCUCUUCUCCGCUCACAUGCUCCUGGGCCCCGAUGGCAAAGAGCUGCGCUACUAUGGGCGACGUGACGGCCGGGAUGUGGAGAUGAGGGACUGGGCGGGCCAACGCAACGGGCCGACGCAGUGA
This is a messenger RNA of Durusdinium trenchii, 1176 nucleotides long. Lineage: Eukaryota; Dinophyceae; Suessiales; Symbiodiniaceae. The record is from the annotation of a GenBank genome assembly.